Messenger RNA from Staurois parvus, 381 nucleotides. Lineage: Eukaryota; Metazoa; Chordata; Amphibia; Anura; Ranidae. The record is from the annotation of a GenBank genome assembly.
GCCCCAUCAUUGGUGUCAGUGGGAGGAAUAGUGUCCCAUCUUGGUGUCAGUGGGAGGAAUAGUGCCCCAUCAUUGGUGUCAGUGGGAGGAAUAGUGCCCCAUCAUUGGUGUCAUGGGAGGAAUAGUGUCCCAUCAUUGGUGUCAGUGGGAGGAAUAGUGUCCCAUCAUUGGUGUCAGUGGGAGGAAUAGUGUCCCAUCAUUGGUGUCAGUGGGGGGAAUAGUGCCCCAUCAUUGGUAUCAGUGGGGGGAAUAGUGCCCCAUCAUUGGUAUCAGUGGGAGGAAUAGUGCCCCAUCAUUGGUAUGAGUGGGAGGAAUAGUACCCCAUCAUUGGUAUCAGUGGGAGGAAUAGUGCCCCAUCAUUGGUGUCAGUGGGAGGAAUAG